Messenger RNA from Aspergillus campestris IBT 28561, 870 nucleotides. RefSeq lists its product as uncharacterized. The coding region runs from base 1 to 870 and encodes 289 amino acids. Gene Ontology annotation, cellular component: mediator complex; core mediator complex. The record is from RefSeq and is a predicted model, not a curated record. Lineage: Eukaryota; Fungi; Ascomycota; Eurotiomycetes; Eurotiales; Aspergillaceae. The transcript has 2 exons. Gene Ontology annotation, biological process: regulation of transcription by RNA polymerase II. Gene Ontology annotation, molecular function: transcription coregulator activity.
AUGGACGCGCAAUUCCAGUCCACCCUGUCAAACCUAGAAAACAAGCUCAAUGCUCUCAUCAGUAGUCUGACGACCUCCCCCACCGCUGCAGGCGCACCGGCUGCCGCGCUCAACCUCCUCGAAGCCGACGACGCGUUAACCUCCGACAUCGAGACCCUGCGACAACACCAGGAAAACUAUGCAAGGAUCUUAAAGCUCCGCGAGGAGUCAGCAAGCUUAGAAGAGAAAGUGAAAGACAUUGUGCGGGAGGUAGUGCGGCAUGAAAAGGACAUCCAGACCGCCUGCGGAGGCGACGUCUACGACUCGGACGACAGCUCCGACUACGAAGAUGACGUGAGUGGCGCGCCGGGGAAGCCCGCCCGCGGCCGUACCAUGCGGGAGAUCGACUACAAGCUCUUGCUGGACUUUGCGCGACGAAUCAGCAACCACGGUGGGGCGGGGGCCACCGGGACAGAAGAGGGAGUCGCGCCGGUGGCCAGCGUCACGAAGGAUGCGACGUCCUGGCUGGACGAGUCGGCCAACAUGACGCGCCAGGUGUAUAUGCUGCCGUACCCGAUGGAAGACCGCAUUCGGAUGGGCCUUAUGGGCCAGAUCCAGCUGGCGUCCGGCGAAGGUCGACCGGAUUUUGAUGCCGAUAAGGAGGUGGAACGGUUAAUUCGCGAGGCGGAGGGACUGGGUACCGCAGGGGCGGUUCCGCCGGCGGCGGAGAUGGGAGAAGCGACGCGACAUGCCGAGGAGGCGGCCAAAGCCGCGGCUCAUGCUGGGGUAGCUGCGACGAGCGGCCGGGCUGCGGUGGCGGCUGCGCCGGCUCCGAAGCCCAAGGCUAUGCUUGAUCUGGACUUGUACGACCCGGAUGAAGAUGACGAGUAG